AUGGCAGGGCGGCGGCGAGGCGCGGGGCCCCUCUGGGCGCUGGGCGGCGCCGCGCUGGGGGGCUACCUCGCAGGGGUCGCCGGGCAGCUGGUGGAGCCCAGCACGGCCCCGCCCAAGCCCAAGCCGCCCCCGCUGACCAAGGAGACGGUGGUGUUCUGGGACAUGCGCCUGUGGCACGUGGUGGGCAUCUUUUCGCUCUUCGUGUUGUCCAUCAUUAUCACCCUGUGCUGUGUCUUCAACUGCCGCGUGCCACGGACCCGGAAGGAGAUCGAAGCCCGGUACCUGCAGCGAAAGGCAGCCAAGAUGUACACAGACAAGCUGGAGACUGUGCCACCCCUCAAUGAGCUCACAGAAAUCCCCGGAGAGAAUAAAAAGAAGAAGAAGGACAGCGUGGACACAGUGGCCAUCAAGGUAGAGGAGGAUGAGAAGAAUGAGGCCAAGAAGAAGAAAGGAGAGAAAUGAGCAGAGCAUCCUGGAGGUGGCCGCGGGGGCUGGCAGGCCCUGGAGCUUGAGAUUGGGCCAGGGUCCAGGCAUCCUGGACUCUGAGCUCAUAUGCAGACCACAGAGGCUGUGGGCAGAUGGGCAGGGGGAGGCCCAUGGCCUUAUCCUCAAGGCCCAUCAGGUGCAGGACAAGACCACACUGGGUGUCUGGCCUCCCAGCCUGGACUCCCAUUCCUUUCACCCCAUCCACAUUGGCCCUUUCCUCAGCAAAGCUGGCCUUGGGCCCCUGUCCCUCUGCAGACGCAGAGUGGCCUCACACUGCUCUCCCCACACAGACGUGCCUCCACCCCACCUUUCCCGCCAGGGGCAGCAGGGGCUAGGAGCAGCAAUGGGAUGUGGGCUUCCCUUCUGGCACAGAUGGCUGAACUGCAUGGGUCGGGGUGUGAGGCCACACCCAGACUGGCCAUGAGGAAGGAGACGGUUACUGGGGGAA
Messenger RNA from Lemur catta (Ring-tailed lemur), 934 nucleotides. RefSeq names its product transmembrane inner ear (gene TMIE). Bases 1 to 462 code for a protein of 153 amino acids. The transcript is spliced from 4 exons. NCBI's taxonomy places the organism in Eukaryota, Metazoa, Chordata, Mammalia, Primates, Lemuridae. The record is from RefSeq and is a predicted model, not a curated record.